Messenger RNA from Biomphalaria glabrata, 1913 nucleotides. RefSeq names its product cytochrome c oxidase assembly factor 1 homolog. Lineage: Eukaryota; Metazoa; Mollusca; Gastropoda; Planorbidae. Gene Ontology annotation, cellular component: mitochondrial inner membrane. The record is from RefSeq and is a predicted model, not a curated record. The transcript has 6 exons. The coding region runs from base 500 to 934 and encodes 144 amino acids. Gene Ontology annotation, biological process: mitochondrial respiratory chain complex I assembly; mitochondrial respiratory chain complex IV assembly.
GUCAACAACUUUACAUCUCUACUCUACAAUUCUACAUUCUAGAUCUAAGUCUAGAUCUAGACAUAGACUCUACUAUAGAUUCUAUUUAUAUUAUUAGAUCUAUAUAAUCUAUUCUAGAUCUACGUGUUGCUAUCUAGUUAAUCUAGAUCUAGAGUAGAUUAUAAGUCGUAUAAAGACCUGUUACUGUAGUACUGUACUAGUCUAUGUAGUAAAUGUACUAACUAAGUACUACAACAAAGUCAGUGUAGACUCACUUUGACUCAAAUGUCACUCUCACUGUGACUGUAAUGUUACGUUAAUGUAGUCUUAGACAAGACGCUAACUAAGUGAUAAAAAACUAUGAUCAGUAUACCGUAUACCGGUCCUGACAUUGACUGUCAACUGCUUUUUUGGUGACUGUAACUGUAAGCACUGGUACUCUGAGCCCAGAUAGAUUCCGAUAGAUCUAGACUAGAUUGACUAGAUCUACUUGAUUGAGAAUUUCUAGAUCUAGAUAGAUAUGUCUGCAAUUAUUAAGCAUCCGUUUGCAAAAGCGGCAGUUGUUGGAGGUGUAUUUACUCUUGGUGCCGCUAUUUGGAUGGAAGAUCAAAUUCAACGUAACUUUAAAAAGCAAGAUUAUUAUAAAGCCUCCAUGUUGUUGUUACAUAAUUAUGAACCUGCUAGCCAGUACUUAGGCAAUCCAAUAUAUAGUGGUAAACUCACACUGUCAGAUACAGAAAAACUUCAUGUUGAUGGUCUAAAGGCAAAGCUAGAAAUCCCUUUGAAGGGUUCCAAAGACAAGGGUGUUCUGUAUGUAUUGGCCAGUAGAGAAAAUCAAGGGGAAAGGUGGAAUAUUGAUCAACUUCAUUUGAAAGUAUGCAGCACUAAACAAAAGUGGAAGUUUUAUGAUCGUCACAUGUCUAUAGAAAAUUCACAAGAUCAAGCUACUAAAUGAUAUUUAUUUUUUAAAGUAAAUACCACGCCUAAUUGAAAUUGUUUAUUUUUAACUUUAGUGGGUCUAGCCUCUCUGGUAAAGUUUAGUAGAUUAUUAUAUGAUAUUCGAAUACAAUAUAUUAAGUUUAUCUCUGACACUGACAAAUCUAGCAAUGAAAUGAAAUGAAAAAAAAAGGGAGGGAGGUGGGGCUUAGAGACUAACACUUUCUACUUUACCACAUUUGGGAGAAAGUAGAGGUCACUCAAAACCGAUUUUCAAAACAGUCAUGCAGCUUAUUUAAUCAUGUAUUCAAAUGAUACUUUGGAUUCUAAAAAUGUGGCCACAAUUUUUUUUUUUGUAUUGAAGCUUUUGGUAAUUUGUAUCACCUUACGAACCCAAGUCUUUCAAGAACACUUUAUUAAAAACUAUAAGACUAUCAUAAAUGACAUUUAGUUAUCAUGCUUUUUUUUUCAAUGUAUAAAUUACACUACGUUAGUUUUAUUUAGUUGGUUUGAUAGUUGUAUUUUAGUUAUUUUUUUUUUUUUUGGUGCAUAUUUGACAUAGGGAGGUAAGAAAACAAAUUGUGCAGUUAAAAAAAAAUUCACACACAAAAAAAAUAACUACAAAAGCCAGUAGGCCUAUAUAUACUGAGGCAUGGCAUUUUUAUAUCUUUAAGUGUGAAUUUUGAUAAAUAAUAUCUUAUUUUGAUUUUUUAUUGCAUAGAAAUUAAAACAUAAUAUGCUUAACUGAAACACCAAAAUUAAAACUGUAAUAAACUCAAAAUAUAAUGUUAUCACUUAUUGUCAUAGUUGUAACAUCCACGUCGCUUCAUUGUCACCAGAAUAUGCUUUCAUAUAUUCACAUGCAAUUCAAAUGAAUUAGUGAAAAGACUUCAUUCCUAACUUCAGAUAGGUUCCUUGACCUAUCAUUUAACUUUAGUUGUCAUUUGUUGUAUUUCUUGCGAGUCAGUUGUUUUAAUAAACUGAAAAUCAAAAUUUUA